Molecule: messenger RNA, 1273 nt
Organism: Gorilla gorilla gorilla (western lowland gorilla)
Lineage: Eukaryota; Metazoa; Chordata; Mammalia; Primates; Hominidae
Gene: MYL12B
Product: myosin light chain 12B
Exons: 4
Coding region: 416-934 (172 amino acids)
Molecular function (GO): calcium ion binding
Source: RefSeq, a predicted model, not a curated record
CAGGACCUGUCAGACUGGCUGAGAAGGGGGCGCGGGGCCGGAGGUGUAGGGAGGAGGGUUGGCGGCGGGAGGAGGGUUGGUGGCGAGGCCCCGGCCUGGACGUCCAGGGGCCGGGAGGCUGCAGGCGAUGGAGCCGGUCUGGGGAGACGCCCUGCUGGAAAAGUGGCCGGGUCCCGGCUGUGCGUGGGCCGGCCCUGCGCCACCUGGGUGACCUCACACACCUGGGCCUUGGACGGCCCGGCUGCCCGGCGGCCAACGCCUGCCCUCCCGGCGCCGCGGCGGGUCCUGGCGGUGGAUUAAGGACCCGGGCGUGUUCGUGUGGAGCACCUGCCCUGUGCCCAACACUGUCCUAGAUGCUUUGGAGGGUGGAGGAGCCUCCUAUUGCACGGUCUUGCCUAAGAAUUAAACAACCACCAUGUCGAGCAAAAAGGCAAAGACCAAGACCACCAAGAAGCGCCCUCAGCGCGCAACAUCCAAUGUGUUUGCCAUGUUUGACCAGUCACAGAUUCAGGAGUUCAAAGAGGCCUUCAACAUGAUUGAUCAGAACAGAGAUGGCUUCAUCGACAAGGAAGAUUUGCAUGAUAUGCUUGCUUCUCUAGGGAAGAAUCCCACUGAUGCAUAUCUUGAUGCCAUGAUGAAUGAGGCCCCAGGGCCCAUCAAUUUCACCAUGUUCCUGACCAUGUUUGGUGAGAAGUUAAAUGGCACAGAUCCUGAAGAUGUCAUCAGAAACGCCUUUGCUUGCUUUGAUGAAGAAGCAACAGGCACCAUUCAGGAAGAUUACUUGAGAGAGCUGCUGACAACCAUGGGGGAUCGGUUUACGGAUGAGGAAGUGGAUGAGCUGUACAGAGAAGCACCUAUUGACAAAAAGGGGAAUUUCAAUUACAUCGAGUUCACACGCAUCCUGAAACAUGGAGCCAAAGACAAAGAUGACUGAAAGAACUUUAGCUAAAAUCUUCCAGUUACAUUGUCUUAUUCUCUUUUAUUUCUCAGACACUUCCCCCACCCUCAUAGAACCUGUUGCAUGCAACUUAGUUUCACAGCUUUGCCUCUUCUUUUUGAUGUAUUUAUUCCAGACCUUUCUGCCACUUAGCACUAGUAUAAUCAGACUGGAAAUGGGGAUGAGGGUGUAAAUUGUAUUGAAAAAGAGAUCGCGAAUAAAAAUCAACAAAUGUGAAAGCCCAGAAAAAUAUAUUCGUAUUUCUGGUUUUGCUGGAUUUUUACAUUUUUAUAUAAUAAAAAUGUUAUUUUGAAAUAAAGAUUAUGCUGACUCAAA